AUGGCCAUCUUUACAUCCGACGAAGGCGAAGGCGGCACGAUUGCUGAACGCAUCGCAGUUAUCGGCAUCAUCUGCUUCGCAUUCUCUUGGAUUCCAAUUUUCAUCAUCUGGAAGCUUAGUUCGACCUACCGAAGACGUUCCAGAAGCCAAGAACAAGAGCUAGAGGCCGGCAAUAUGCCGUUCCAAACGAACCCGUCAAAACCGAAGAGAAACUCCUGGAAGCCGCCUCCGCAGGUGCGACAGAGCAUCGAAUUGACCAGAAAUCCACAAGAACUACCUCCGACUGCUCAAGGACGAGACGGUCUCCAGAAAGAAUACCGUGGCAAGCGAAGGCCAAUGCCUACCCAGCCCACCGACCCCAAGAUCAGAAUGCUUUCUGACAACGACGACGCUGCAAUCGAGGUGCAACACAACAGAUCUGAGGAUCUGCAGCAUGAAUCAUCACGGUCUAGGCUAUUCGAGCAGCCAGCCCAGCCGCUUCGAGCCUCCUUGAGGCACCAAAGCCCGCCUGUCGACCACGACUCGGAUGAGUCGUUUGGCGCUCCCGGUCCAAGCUUUAGAGUGCCUCGCAACUAUCGACGGUCUGGUCAGGAUCCGCGGUAA
Molecule: messenger RNA, 603 nt
Organism: Diaporthe citri
Lineage: Eukaryota; Fungi; Ascomycota; Sordariomycetes; Diaporthales; Diaporthaceae
Exons: 2
Coding region: 1-603 (200 amino acids)
Source: RefSeq, a predicted model, not a curated record